Fusarium odoratissimum NRRL 54006 is the source of this 1652-nucleotide messenger RNA. RefSeq lists its product as uncharacterized. The record is from RefSeq and is a predicted model, not a curated record. NCBI's taxonomy places the organism in Eukaryota, Fungi, Ascomycota, Sordariomycetes, Hypocreales, Nectriaceae. The transcript has 2 exons. Bases 184 to 996 code for a protein of 270 amino acids.
GUAAACUGUUUAGUUUAUCUUGGCAACGUCUGAUCAUGAGAUGAAGAUUUAAUAAAACGUCACAAGGUUUCUUGGUAAAAUGGGGUUUCUUUUAUUUUCCUUAUCUGGAAUUUAAAAUCUGGAGACAACUUCCAACGGCUUUUUUUACCACAGAAUAUAAAUCAAUCUUUUAUCUUGCUCCCAAUGGCUUUUGACAUUUCUUCGGCAUAUCUUCAUCACGGUCCACGCAGCACCGCAACGAUGCUUGACAUAAUAUCCCACGUGCCCGCGCACUUGACCAAAGCGCUUUACAUCCCAAAACAUGACGACACAAUCUCUCAUUUCGCGAUAUAUGACAUCUCGAAGGAAUAUUCCGAAAAAGUGGGCAUUAAUCCCAUGGGCUCGGAGAGUUACAAGGUGGAGCUAUGCCUUCUUCGAAAGCCUAGCGGAUAUCAUGCCGGUGACAACGCUCGGUUCCUGGUAGACGUCGACGCUAGUGUCUCUAUUCAUGAGAGAGUUAUGGGUCGAGACCCUUUGGAUGCGGAGGUAUCAUCGCCGAUCGAUGGAGAAAGGAGUGCUAAGUUGCAGAUACACACGGGAGAUUCCUCGUUCGAACUCAGUGGGCACGAAUAUUACCCUUUGCCAGAGAAGGAAACGAAGAAAAGGAUCAUCCGGUACCCAUACAUGAGCAUGUCCGGGAAUCACGGGCCUUCGAAAGCGCUCCGUUGUGACUGGCAGGUUCAUCCAGCUGAGAAGGGACCUCUGCGCUAUGAACUGGUGGACCUAGAUCGACAAGGCGAAGGUGAUGGCUCGAUACUAGCGAUCUAUCAUCACCAUGGCUUCGAGAGCGAGCUACCUACAUCUUACAGCCACGGAGUUCUCCUCCUCCCAAAUGACUCCACGCCAUUGUUUGACAUUACUGUUGUGUCAAGUCUUAUGGCUCUUCUGGCCACGAUUCGCAAGCAACCGGCGGCACGAAAACGAUCACGCUUUCGGUCUUUGAUGGCGUCUUUAUGAGGAUGAAUGUAAUUCGAGGGGGCAGGAAGGAAGAAUAAUAAUACCCAUAGCGUUAAAUCCUCAGAUUGUAGUAACCAGAUAAUUAUCCUGAAACGAUUGUAUCAGUUCAACAAACUCACUUUCCCAGCCGCGAGCCCACGAGAUGUCUUAUCCAAGAACGAACUCUCCAUCUCACUCAACUUCUCUGCUAGUCCAAUGCGUCUCCGUGACUGAACCUCCCAGUCUUCAAGAGUCUUUAGACUCCCAUGGGGACCAAAACCAUAAUACUUCUCCGUGGCUUUAGGCCAUGAUUCCUCCCCGGAAAUAAACUUGAUCCACGCCUCGCGCAUCGCCUGACCAACGCGCUCAGCACUAGGUGAGAAACUCAGAUCGAAGCCUCCGAACAAGAGAACAAGGUCGAUGGCGUGAUGAGCUCCACUUGAAGGCUGCCAUGGAUUUGCUUCGUCUAUCAGACAUCUGAAAACGGGCUUCCUUGCAUCCUUGAAGGAUUUCUCGAGGCACUGGAUUGGUAGCAGGUACUUGUAGUCGUUGAUAAAGUCCAAUGCCCCAUUUUUGCAGGAUGAAGGUCGGUCGGGGUAGAUAUGAUACAACUUCUUGAGCUCGUCGCCAUAUUGCUCGGAAGCAUCAAAGGCUUUCGCUAUGUCGCUGGGGUCUGU